Messenger RNA from Verticillium alfalfae VaMs.102, 4728 nucleotides. Its product is annotated as transport protein SEC7. Gene Ontology annotation, biological process: regulation of ARF protein signal transduction. The transcript is spliced from 5 exons. The record is from RefSeq and is a predicted model, not a curated record. Gene Ontology annotation, molecular function: guanyl-nucleotide exchange factor activity. Lineage: Eukaryota; Fungi; Ascomycota; Sordariomycetes; Glomerellales; Plectosphaerellaceae. The coding region runs from base 1 to 4728 and encodes 1575 amino acids.
AUGAGCUCCGUCAAGUUUCUGGUCGCCUCCUUGGAGGCCAUCGCCGCAUCCAAGGAGGCCCAGCGACACAAGCAGCUCUCCGAAUCGCUGCAAAAGACCCUCGAAGCCGUCAAAGAAGCCGACCCCCAGCUGCCCGACCCCGAAGUCGUCUUUGCGCCUCUGCACCAGGCCACCAAGACGGGCAACACCCAUCUCAUCACGAGCGCCCUCGAUUGCAUCGGAAAACUCAUUUCCUAUUCACACUUCUCCGCGCCCCCGGCCGCCGCCGCUUCCGAAGAUGGUAGGGGAGAAAAGGAGACCGACGGCGAGCAGCCACCACCCCUCAUCGAGCGGGCCAUCGAUACCAUCUGCGGAUGCUUCCAGGGCGAGACGACCCCCGUCGAGAUACAGCUGCAGAUUGUCAAGUCGUUGCUGGCCGCCGUCCUGAACGACAAGAUCGUCGUCCACGGCGCCGGCCUCCUGAAGGCGGUGCGCCAGGUCUACAACGUCUUCCUCCUGUCGCGGAGCACUGCCAACCAGCAGAUGGCGCAGGGCACUCUGACGCAGAUGGUCGGUACCGUCUUCGAGCGAGUCAAGACCCGACUGCACAUGAAGGAGGCGCGCCUCAACCUGGCCAACACGAAGAACAGCUCCAGCAACAUCACAUUCGACCCCGCCGAACAAGCCAACUCGGUCAACGGAUCGGGAGAGAAGAGUGCCGAGGCAGAGGAGGAGGACAGCGCCAACGACGUCGCCAGCGAUGUGGCCGCCGUGCCGGCGCCGGCCCCCGAUGCCCAGGCCACGCAGGCCAAGCUGACACUGAAGGAUCUCGAGACGAGGAAGAGCUUUGACGAUUCGACCCUCGGCGAAGGCCCUACCAUGGUCACCCAGAUCAAGCCGGCCAAGAUGGAGCGCACCGAGUCGCAGUCGUCGGCCAAGGAAGAGGACAAUUACGACGAGCUCGAAGCCGAGGACGAGGUCUACAUCCGCGACGCCUACCUCGUCUUCCGAUCCUUCUGCAACCUGUCCACCAAGGUCCUGCCUACCGAGCAGCUGUACGAGGUCCGCGGCCAGCCCAUGCGCUCCAAGCUCAUCUCCCUCCACCUCAUCCAUACCCUCAUGAACAACAACAUUACUGUCUUCACCUCCCCCCUCUGUACCAUCAGGAAUUCCCGGACCGACGAAGUUACGACUUUCAUACAAGCGAUCAAGUACUACAUCUGCCUGAGCGUGACCCGCAACGGAGCUAGCUCGGUCGAUGGCAUCUUUAAUGUCUGCGCCGAGAUUUUCUGGCUCGUGCUCAAGUUCAUGCGGGAGCAGUUCAAGCUCGAAAUUGCCGUCUUUUUGAACGAGAUCUAUCUUGCCUUGCUGGCAAGGCGGACCGCCCCGGCCUCACAGAAGGCCACGGUCGUCACCAUUCUCAACAGGUUCUGCGCCGACUCGAGGGGUCUUGUUGAGGUGUAUCUGAAUUACGACUGCGAAGGCAACGUCGACAAUCUCUUCCAGACCAUCAUUGAGGAUUUGUCCAAGUACUCGACAGCAGCAGUCCCCAUCACACCCGGCCAGGAGCAGCAGUAUGAAGAGAAGGCCGCGAGACGCCGUCGCCCGGCGAGUGGCAGCUUCGCCCCAUUCUGCCACCGCCUCUGUCUGUCGCGCAGAUACACCAAGAUCGCCAGGCGGAUGAGCAAAGAAGACUUUAUCAAGAACAACCGUGGCAUCAACGACGAUGCCGACUUGCCGCCCGAAUAUCUGCUUCAAAUUUACGACGAGAUCGAGAGCAACGAAAUUGUUCUUAAGAGCGAGCGGGACGCUGCCGCCAUGGCGGGCAACGCUCCGCCGACGUCAACAGGUAUCGCCGCAGGUCUCGGACAGGCACUGUCGAACAUGGGCAGGGAUCUGCAGAGGGAAGCCUACGUGCAGCAGUCUGUGGAGAUCGCGUCGCGGUCGGAACAGCUGUUCAAAAACCUUCUCAAGACGCAGCGCCGCAAUGCCCAGCGUGCUGGCGUCAAGUUCAUGCCCGCGACAUCCUUCCAGCACAUCGGUCCCAUGUUCGACGUGACCUGGAUGUCCUACUUCUCGGCUCUGUCCAACCAGAUGCAGAAGGCGCAAAACAUUGAGGUCAACAAGCUGUGCCUUGAGGGCAUGAAGCUGGCUACCAAGAUUGCCUGCUCUUUCGAACUCUCUACGCCUCGUGAGGCUUUUGUCUCGGCUCUGAGGAAUAUCACCAACAUCAACAACCCACAGGAGAUGCAUGCCAAGAACAUUGAGGCUCUGAAGGUCAUCCUCGAGCUCGGUCAGACCGAGGGUGAUCUUCUACGGUCAUCGUGGAAGGACGUCCUGCUCUGCAUCAGUCAGCUGGACCGACUGCAGCUUAUUUCUGGCGGCGUCGACGAAAAUGCCAUCCCGGAUGUGGCGAAUGCGCGAUUCGAACGACAAGGCGCAAACGAUUCGCGCAAAUCGACCCACGGGCGGCGUCCUGGUCGCCCGCGCGCCGGCACCGGUCCGCAGGGAUUCUCCAUCGAGGUCGCGCAGGAGGCGCGGUCGGACGCGGUCGUCAAGGCUGUCGACCGCAUCUUCGCGAACACGGCCAGCCUGAACGGCGAGGCCAUUGUCCACUUUACGCGCGCGUUGACCGAGGUCAGCUGGGAUGAGAUUCGCGUUUCUGGCUCCAACGAUUCGCCGAGGACCUACAGCUUGCAGAAGAUUGUCGAGAUUGCCUAUUACAACAUGUCUCGUGUUCGUUUUGAGUGGACGAACAUUUGGGAGGUCAUGGGCGAACACUUCAACCGCGUCGGCUGCCACAACAACACGAACAUUGUCUUCUUCGCCCUCGACUCGCUGCGUCAGCUGUCGAUGAACUUUCUCGAGAUUGAGGAGCUGCCCGGUUUCAAGUUCCAGAAGGACUUUCUCAAGCCUUUCGAGCCACAUCCUAUGAUCCAGGCCCGCGGCGACAACAUCCGGUCCGGCUGGCGGACCAUGUUUGGCGUCUUCACCGUGGCCGCGCGCGAGCAGCACGAGGCCAUUGUCAACUUGGCGUACGAGAACGUCAGCCAGGUUUACAAGACCAAGUUUGGCGUUGUCAUAUCGCAGGGCGCGUUCACUGAUUUGAUUGUCUGCUUGACGGAGUUCUCCAAGAACAUGAAGUACCAGAAGAAGAGCCUGCAGGCCCUCGAAGCACUGAAGUCGAUCAUGCCGCGCAUGCUCAAGACGCCAGAGUGCCCCUUGUCACACAAGAACGGAUACGCGCCGCCGGCCGAGAACCCGAAAGCCCAGGAUGCUCUGCAGCGUUCGCAGACGAAGACGUCAGUCGAGGAGGGCUAUUGGUUCCCCGUGCUGUUCGCCUUUCACGAUGUCCUCAUGACGGGCGAGGACCUCGAGGUGCGAUCCAAUGCGCUGGAGUACUUCUUUGAGGCGCUGCUGAAGUACGGCGGCGAGUUCCCGCCCGAGUUCUGGGACAUACUUUGGCGCCAGCAACUGAACCCGAUCUUCAUGGUUCUCCGCUCAAGACCCGAUCUCAACAGUGCGCUCAACCAUGAGGAACUUUCCGUUUGGUUGUCGACGACGAUGAUCCAGGCGUUGCGCAACAUGAUCACGCUGUUCACGCACUACUUCGAAGCUCUGGAGUGCAUGCUCGACCGGUUCCUCGAGCUGCUCGCUCUGUGCAUCUUCCAGGAGAACGACACCAUCUCGCGCAUCGGCAGCAACUGCCUGCAGCAACUGAUCCUGAAGAACGUCAAGAAGUUCACGGCCGGACACUGGACUGAGAUUGUGGGGUCAUUCUGCAAGCUGUUUGCUGCGACAACGGCCACGCAACUCUUCUCGCCGACAACCGUCAACUCAUCGGCGUCGCUCGAGCUGCCCACCAAUGGCCUGGACUUUACCGGGCCGCUGGUCGUCGACCCGGAGGAGCCAAUCAACGAAAAGUCGCUCGAGAUUAACGGCCAUAACAAGAACGGUACCGACGCCGACGCACCUGCCACCGAGUCUACCGAGGAGGGCGCCGAUGAGGACGAUCUGAAGACGCCUACUGCGACAAACCUGCCCCAGGCUCCCCUCGAGGACUACAAGCCGGCGUCCAACUUGCAGCAGCAGCCCGUCGUCGUGACGGCCGCGCGCCGGCGCUACUUCAACCAGAUCAUCUCCCGCUGCGUGCUCCAGCUGCUCAUGAUCGAGACGGUCAACGAGCUGUUCAGCAACGACACUGUGUAUGCGCAGAUCCCGACGACGGAGCUCCUGACCCUCAUGGCGCUCCUCAAGCGGUCGUACCUGUUCGCGCGUCGGUUCAACGCCGACAAGGAGCUGCGCAUGCGCCUCUGGCGCGAAGGGUUCAUGAAGCAGGCGCCGAACCUGCUGAAGCAGGAGUCGGGCGCGGCGGCGACGCGCUCGUGCCCGCUCUGCAAGGACAUCAUCGGGGACUUCGUCGCGCUCGAGGAGGAGAGCCAGCACAGGAACAUCUUGGCGUGGCGGCCGGUCGUCGUGGACGUGCUCGAAGGGUACGCGGCGUUCCCGGAGGAGGCGUUCGAGGGCCACGUCAAGGAGUUUUACCCCAUGGUCGUCGAGCUGCUGGGCAAGAACCUCUCAUCGGAGCUCCGGGCGGCGCUGCUCCUCGUGCUGCGGCGCGUGGGCGAGGUGGGGCUCGGCAUCGAGGGCAUGGCGAGCCGCAGCGGGGACAAGGAGAGGCGGGAGAGCGUUGCGACUGUCACGACGGAGGGGGAGUAUCACAAGGCGGGCACGCCGAGGAUCGGGUGA